AUGCCGCGUAUACCGCGAGCCACUGCGAGACGAUCGCGUGCAUAUAAGCCAAGAGACCCCCCGUUGAACAACAUGUCUGAAAAAUUAAGCACACAGGAAGUUCAAGUGAGCACCGUCAACUCGGGCCCCAAAUGGAAAAGCUGGCUCUUUUCCAAGGAGGACCACAGAGAGAUUACAAAGAAAUAUGCCGACGAGACUCUUGAUCUGAUGGACCAGCACGACGCCGAGGUGGCAGAGAUCAGCCCGGAGCAGGAAAAGAAGCUUGUCCGCAAGCUAUGGCUCACUGUUUUGCCGCUCGUGUGUCUGGUCAAUGCCACGUUGUUUGUGGACAAAAACGCCAUCAGUUAUGCUUCCUUGACAGGAGUGUUCCAGGAUAUGAGCUUGACGAAGCAGGAUUAUAACAAUAUCCAGACGUAUUUUUACGUCGGGUACCUGCUGGGCCAGUGUCCAUCGCACCUGGCGUUCCAAAAACUGCCUAUCUCUAGGUACGUGACAUUUGUCACGGCGACGUGGUGUCUGCUGUCGCUGUGCACGCUUGGCUGCAAGAGCUAUGGCGGGUUGUCAGCUCUGCGCUUUUUCCUGGGCUUUUUUGAGUCCGGCAUAACUCCGUGCGUCGAGCACACGAUAGCCAUGUUCUUCACGGUCGAGGAGCAGGCGAUCGUCAACCCCAUCUUCUGGGUCUCGUGCAUUGGAGUCGAUAUUCCUUGCGGGUUUAUCUCGUAUGGGUUGCAACACACCACUGUCUGGAGACCGUGGAAAUGGUACUGGCUAUUCGUCGGCCUGCUUUCUGCUCUCGUGUCGGUGGCAUGCUUCUUUGUCUAUCCAGAUAACCCUGCCACAGCAAGAUUCUUCACCGUGGAGGAGCGAGUGCACAUUGUCCGCCGCGUCAAACGGAGCUCCCGGUCGUCGAUCGAGCAGAAAACGUUCAAGACCUACCAGUUCGUCGAAACCGUCAAAGACCCGAUCACGUGGCUGUUUGUGGUAGCCAUCUUCCUCAACAUGCUCGAAAACUCCACCACGUACGAGGCCUCUAUCGUGUACAAGGCGCUCGGCUUCAGCAACCUGACAACGACGCUUCUGAUGGUGGUGCAGACCGGCUUUGGCGUUUUCUGUGCCAUCGCCGGUUCAAUUGCCCUGAGAAUAUUCCGCAGACAGUCCGUCUACGUUGCGUGUGUCUGUCUGUUUGUCGCGUGGCUGGGCGGCAUGCUGGCGGUCACCAUUCCUUACGACAACAAGCCGGGCAUUCUGGCGGGCAUUUUCAUGACCCGGCCAAACGGAACCGCCUACAUCAUCAUCUUUUCCCUGUGCACCACGACGGCUGCUGGCUACACGAAAAAACUCACGAGAACCGCCCUUUUCAUGGUCGCCUACUCCAUUGCCAACUUCAUUUCGCCGCAGCUGUGGCAGUCAGAGUACGCUCCGCGGUACAUUGUGUCCUGGAGCGUCCAGAUCGUGUGCUCGUUCACCCUGUGUCCGCUGUGCCUGCUGGUGAUCAGAUAUAUUCUUCUGAGACGCAACAGACAAAGACUGGCUGCGAUGGAGAGCGACGACGGAGACGACUACGGCUAUAUCGACGAGAACGGCGAGAACGGCGAGAUUGUGCGCCAAAAAGUGGAUGUGUCCAUGCUGGACCUCACCGACCUCGAGAAUAAGAAAUUUAUUUAUCCUUUAUAG
Messenger RNA from Ogataea haglerorum, 1674 nucleotides. RefSeq lists its product as uncharacterized. The record is from RefSeq and is a predicted model, not a curated record. Gene Ontology annotation, biological process: transmembrane transport; L-cysteine transport. Lineage: Eukaryota; Fungi; Ascomycota; Pichiomycetes; Pichiales; Pichiaceae. Gene Ontology annotation, cellular component: membrane. The transcript has a single exon. Bases 1 to 1674 code for a protein of 557 amino acids. Gene Ontology annotation, molecular function: L-cysteine transmembrane transporter activity.